AUGACAUCUAACUUGGCAGAAGCCAUGAAUUUUGUACUAAAGGCAACCCGAAACCUUCCAAUCACUGCAUUGGUCCAAUCUACAUACUAUUGCAUGGGUUCCCUCUUUGGUAAAAGACCUCACAAAUGGACCAAAAUGCUGGGUACCGGUAAAGUUUUCACGGAUGGUUGCAACAAGGGAAUGACUGAUGAAGUAGCCAAGUCUAACACACAUAAUGUCAUGCAACUUGAUCGCGAAAGAUUAUGUUUCAUGGUGCAGGAAAAAGUUAAUCAGAAUGAUGAUCGUCCGACAUGUACUUUCAGCGUUGACCUGAGAAAUCGUUGGUGUGACUGUGGGAAAUUUCAGGCAUUUCACUUACCUUGCUCUCACAUUAUUGCAACAUGUUCUAGUAUACGUCAAGACUACUCCAUUCACAUUCUAGAAGUCUUCACAGUUCUUAACGUAUUCAAAGUCUACAAAGAAAGCUUCUUGGGACAACCUCACGAGGAGAACUGGCCAAAAUAUGAAGGAUUUACUUUUUGCCACGAUGAUUCUAUGAGAAGAAAUAAGAAGAGACGUCCAACCAGUAGUAGGAUUAGAAUCGAAACGGACGACGUUGAAAAGGAAAAGAGAAGGUGUGGGAUUUGCAGAGAAAUAGGCCAUAUGCGUAGAAAAUGUCCAAAUGUUGCAGGCCCGUCAAACCGACCGUCUAGAUAA
Messenger RNA from Lathyrus sativus (Indian pea), 696 nucleotides. NCBI's taxonomy places the organism in Eukaryota, Viridiplantae, Streptophyta, Magnoliopsida, Fabales, Fabaceae. The record is from the annotation of a GenBank genome assembly.